This is a messenger RNA of Paramuricea clavata, 3734 nucleotides long. Lineage: Eukaryota; Metazoa; Cnidaria; Anthozoa; Malacalcyonacea; Plexauridae. The record is from the annotation of a GenBank genome assembly.
CCUUCAAAACGACCCAUCUUAUGAGUUCAUUGGCGAAGUAAUUUUAAAAAUAAACGUUGUCUAAGCCGAGAAAAUCAAGGCUAAAGUUUAUGUAUAUAUUAACAUGAUUUUUUAUCACAUAUAAAACCACGGAGUGACUUUCUUUGUCUUUUCUGUGAACACAUAUUAUUAACCCAAGAGAUUUUACAAAUUUUGGGUCCCGUGACUUUUUAUCCACGACGCACGACUAGAACACGCGAGACACGAUACACGACCAAAACGCAAAUUAAAAGUUUUAAAAUUCAAAGAUUGCUUUAUUAUUUUGACGACGCUACUUGAGCUCAUACGAAACCACGCAUUGUUUACAUUCAAUACUGAAUAAAGGAUAGUAGACGUAAUCUCGUUCUCGCGCUCAGAACAAACGAAACAAUGGAAGCGAACGGACACGAAUUCCUGCGAAGAAAGUUCAUGCACUUAUUCAAGUCGUUUCAACACAGCCGUGGUGGAUUUAUAAUCAAAGAGGACGCAGGGAUUCACAGCAAACAGCUCGAGAGCGUUUUGAAACGACAGUUGCAAAGCCAGGGGUUGUCAGACGACGCCAUAGAAAAGCGUAUCGCAGAAUUCGAUUCGGAUUGGGUACCCUCCGCUAUGCAAUACUUCACCGAAAUGGCAAAGUUUGCUAAAAAUCACGCAGAUAUAUCCGUCGAGGAGUUCAUGGCGUUCAAUAUGUCAAUUCGUGAUCAUGUUGUCGAACAUGGCGCUCUUCCCUCGUGGUUUGAAGACUCCCUGCGGUCGUCGUAUGUGAAAUGUUGGUCGAGCAAGGAUGGUGUACUUUCUGAGGAUGGCUUAGAGUUACUUCCAGGUGGGACUUGGUUAAGCUUUCGGCCCGAUUGAGCCUGUUUUUAGCCUAAGGAAUACUUUGGGGGUGAAAUUGCGUGCCAUGACGACUUGCGAAAAUCACUCCCUGACGCGCUUGAAAGAUGAAUAUACAACCAUCAAUAAAUAUAUUAGCCAUGAAUUAUUGAACCAGCUGUGUCGGUAUAAAAUACCAUUUAUUUGUUCAGCACAACUUUUAUUCAUGAGUUUAGAGUGUCCCACGACUAAUUAAAAAGGGUUUUUGAAAGAACGAAAGGGCUGUUCUAAACAGCCUUACUUUAUUAAUAUGUGGAGGUCUUUGAGUUUCACUCAAACAAGAAGUAAUUAACUAAGGUCCUCCGGUUAACUAAGGAGUCUAAGAAGACCAAUUAUAUAAGAGACUAUUGAGCCUAACACGAAUAUAAUUUUUAUGAACUUAAAUCAAUUAUUUUGUUCCUAAGUUCCGUUUGGAAGUUUACCUGCCUAUAAAACAAUAUAUCUUUUGCUUUGUGAUAAAACACCAAGUCCAAGUUAUUUAUUUAUUGUUUGUGUUCGUAAACUGUUAUGACUUAUGACGUGAUGCGUAUUCCGUUCUAUUCAAAGCGAAAAGUGAUGUCACACGAUGUUAAUGCUGGCAAAUGAUCAAUAAUGCACUCGUGCAUAUGGCUGUUAAUCAAACAGUUUAACGUUGACGACUUUGUGAAGAAGUUAAUUUAGUUGUCAUGUGCUGCUGGACACGGCUGAGCAGCACUGUAACAAUAUUUUAAUCAUGAGACAUGAUAAACAAUAUUGGCCAUUGACUGAAGUACUGCAUUCUUUUAGCCCAACUUGAAACUGAAUAUUCGAAUUUGACCAAAAAAGUGAAUUAUUUUUCAGCCAGUUCAAAAAUUAAAAAUAUUCGUCCAGAACAAAUGCCUUUCUAUAUCGUUUAACAACUUGUUCCAGAUUUGCACGAAAACUGGGAACAAGCAGUGCGAACACAUCCUGAUAUUGGCUUGACAACAACACACAACUUAUUUGCAGAUCUCAUUCUGUAUAACUUGCGCGCUUUCACGUGCAUGUAUAUACCAUGCAGUAUACCAAUUUAUUUCCAUUUCAUUUAGGCGUAACAAAGAACAGCAAAGCUUUAUGCCAUCAGUUUUUAACAGAUAACAACAACAAGAAAAUUGAUGUCACAACAUUUCUGAGCUACAUCGAAGAUUUCUACAGCAAUGAGGAUCCUGGUCACAUCAGUAAAUACAUCCAUGGUUACCAAGAGGAAUGAGCUACAUUUGCUGUGAAACUAGUUUCCAUAUUUGUACAUAUAGUCUAACUGUUAACUAUGGGCUAGUAUGUAGAGACAAGUAGAAAUAAACAGUAGAAAAAAAUAAAGGUAUGGGUGAAAAUCUGAAUACAAAUUUGAAGGGAACUGAUAAGCAAAAACGAAAGAAUGACAGAACAUAAAUUAAAUCCCGAUCAAGCGAGAAUGAGAGUUGAUGAGACGACAAACUUCAAAUCGUAUUUUAAGGUCAACUGUUAACUGUUCGAAGUUAAGACAAAGUUGAAGCAUGAAAUUAGCUACUUAGGGCCUCCACAGACUAGCGAAAUAGUCGCCGACAACUAGUUUGUUAUUGUCGACGACCAAAAAUCCGGUGUGUGAUAAAAAUGCAUGUGUUAAAUUUUUAGUAGUCUACAACAAAGUCAAAGUAGUUUCCCUUUUUUUCGAAGGCAAAUUUGACAUUUAGUCGACAAAUCAAUAUUGUCGACAAAGGCGUUUUUCGAGUGUGUGGGGAGUAAAGGAACUUAAUUAAGCCGGAAGAAAGAAACUUUAUUUAAUGAAGGCAGUACUAGUAGUUCACGCGAUGGCCCUCGAGUAGUAUCGCACAAAAUUAAUAGUUGACAAAUAUAGAAGUUGUCGAUAACAAAUUGUCACAACAAAUCACUCUAGUCUGUGGAGACCCUUAAGGUCCUGUCAUACUAUUGCGUAUGAGAGAAACGUAUAUGAGAAUCGUAUGGGGAAAUUAAUGAAAUAAUUUUCAUGCGUACAAAAAUCCUUUGACCGAAUGCCAAAGUACCGUACAUCUGGCGUACCAAUGAGUACCGUACAUCUGGCGUACCUCUAGCGUAUUCAGCGUGUGCCUAGAGUAUGCUUAGCGCCAACCAUACGUCCGAAUACGUACAAACUUUCCAAGCAUGCUUAAAAAAACUUUCUGCCUCGCCGUGUGCCAGCGAAUGCCAUCGUAUGCGACCGUGCUUGAAACGUAUACAAAAUUAAUGCAACCUAUGUCUAUAAAGGCCAUGUUACACGGUGCAAUUUUUCUUGCAACUUGCAAUGCAAUUCUACUCUUGAGAGAUGUUAUUAAUUAGUGAAAUCAGUGAAGAAUUAUAUUAGAGAAAUUAGAGAAAAUAUCAGCGGAGUGUUAUGAAGACUCGUAUUUGGCAAUUUUACAUCUCUCAAGAGUAGAAUUGCAUUGCAAGUUGCAAGAAAAAUUGCACCGUGUAACAUGGCCUUAACGUACCCCUAGCGUAUGACAGCGUUUUCCAGCUUAUGAGUCGGAUAUUUUUCAUACGCUAACAUACGCUAUAGUACGAUAUGCAAUUGUGUGACAGGGCCUUAAGCUGUCGAAAACGUGUGAAACGUACCUUCAAAUGCGAUUUACGUCAAUCAUAAGGUCUCAAUUCUCCCUUGCCCUUGGUAACUAACUUCAUUAUAUUUGAUGACGUAUUAAUGUGUUAUAUUAGUCGCGUAGUUUCAUGACACUUAUCAAUGAUUAAUGGUACUUAAAGUCAGGAAUUAAGUUAAUAAAGCCAAUAUCCGAGUUUAUUCUGUGAUUCAAUACCAUAUACAGCCAGCCAACAGCUGAAAAUUUGCUAAAAAUGUUCUGACGUCAUUUUGUUACAAGCUGCCAACUUUUUUUCCU